AUGCUAUUAGUUAUUUAUAUAAUUCGGUACAAAAAUGUACGUUAUAUUCAAAGUAUAUUAGGCAAACAAUUUGAUAAUUUAUUUAAUAAAACUCAAAUUAUUUUACAAAAUGAUAUCUUAUGUAAUUAUAUAAAUAUUUUAUAUGUUUAUUCAAAAAAUUGGUUAACAAUUGAUCAAAUAAAUGGUAUUCAAAUAACAGAAAUACGAAAACAUGAAUUAUUAUCAUUGGAAUAUAAUAGUUAUUCAAUUAUUAUUGUUCAAUUAAUAAAUCAAUGGAUGGGAUGUAUUGAAGAUAUUAUAGAUAAUCUUGAAAAUAAACUCAUAGCAACAACCACAUUUCUAUCGAGAAAAAGGCAGAAUCUUCAUUCUACUUUCGACGUGGAUCUUACAACGAUGGCUAUUACUUUAUCAAGUUUGAUACUUAUUCUUCUAUCAAUUGUAUGUGUAUUUCCGUUUACUUUACAACAUUCACAAAAUGAUAAUAUGUGUAAAACAACGGGUAGUAUAUUAUGUAUAAAAGAAGAAUUAAAAAUAAUUGAAACAAUAGCCAAAGGUAUUGCACGUGCAUCCGGUGAAAUAGAACAAACUAUUGAACAAACAAAAGCUCUUGAAACACUCAAUCGUUAUAUUAAUAUAGAAAUGAAUUAUACACAAUAUAAUGUACCAAUACCAGAAUUUCAUAAUGCAUUUUUUCGAGCUAAUAAUAUUGAUAAAGAAUUUUUAAGUGAACUUUUCUACGAAGCACAUAAUGCUAUGCUUUUUUAUUAUAAUUCCAUACAAGAUUUACUUGAUUUAAAAGUUGAAUAUGCUGAAACAAUUGAUCAAUCAUUUAAAAAAAUACAGGAUAAUUUAAGAUUUGAAAUAAUUUGUCGAUAUCGAAGUGCUCUGAAUGUUUUCUCUCAAAAAUGGAAAUUAGUCAAUGAAGCUGGUCGAAUAAAAUUUUCAAGACAACAUCGUCUUGCUCCAUCAUUUAUUCAUCAUAUACAUUCAGUUGUUAUUGUUCGAUAUUUACAACAAUGGAUGGAAUUAAUCAAUUAUGUUAUUGUUAAUCUUGAAAGUAAAUAUUUUUAA
Messenger RNA from Rotaria sordida, 1071 nucleotides. NCBI's taxonomy places the organism in Eukaryota, Metazoa, Rotifera, Eurotatoria, Philodinida, Philodinidae. The record is from the annotation of a GenBank genome assembly.